Molecule: messenger RNA, 2350 nt
Organism: Pelagomonas calceolata
Lineage: Eukaryota; Pelagophyceae; Pelagomonadales; Pelagomonadaceae
Source: the annotation of a GenBank genome assembly
CGUUUAUUUAUGUACAGUGAUGCGCGGUGCGCUGCGAGUUCCUACGCUCGACGCCGCCGCGUCUUUGCGCCCUAAUGUGCGGAUCUCCUCAGCAGCUCAUGUCUCUGGGACCCCAAAAACGCGCGUACGCGCAGCGCAGACGCCUUCUACGCGUUCGCUGAGGAAAAUAAGCAAUUGUUCACAGCUUUUGCUCGCCCGCGCUCGUUGACACCAGCUAGCGCCUGAGAAUAAAUGAAGUCUUUCAGAGUUGGAUUCGCACAAGUUGAAACUAAUUCGUUUAAUUCAGAGCAGCCGUGUACUGCUCCGCUGCGAAUCGUCCGGACCCCUGCUGCUCCCCUCGCUUUAGCUGAGCGCGCGGAGGCUCGAGGCGCCGCCGCAGUGCAGCUUUUUGGGACACCAAAGCACGCGAAAUCAAUGGCCUCGGAUGCGGCGUGCGCUGUAGUUCUUGUAUACGAGUCAGUAAUUACCCACUGCAGCUGACUGAUCACACCAAAACCAUGCGUCUGCCCUCCACACCACUGCCAGCAGUGCGGCACAGUGCGCUAGGCGACCGCGAACGCGACAUCAGCAUUCCAAAGGAUGUCGUAGCAAUAGCAUGCACAGCCCUGCUCCUCGCAAUAGUAGAAUCCUUCUGCGAAUGCUUCGCCCAAACGCACGCGAGCCAGGCCACGCGGUUUUUAAGACGAGCGACGCGGACGUGUGCAGCAGCGUGGUACCUGACAACAUCAUUACCUUGCAAGCUGCUCGCGAAGGCGGCGUGUGCGCUGCGAGCCGCAUCCGCCUGUCUACGGAUAACCGCCCCGGCGACUCAUAGAGAAAUGGCGGGCACCAAUAAAAUCAUACCCAUCCUCGCGAGCUACCUAGUGAAGCGCCGCCGCUGCCGGUCCAUGACCGACGACGCGGCACGUCAUGAAGCCUGGGACGCGCAGCACGCCUGGGGCGCGGAGCGCGCGCGCCGCAUGAUUAGGGACCUAGGAGGCUUCUACACCAAGGUCGGCCAGGUCGCCGCGGCGGGGUCGCAGAUGAUGCCGCCGGCGUGGUGCGCGGCGCUGGCGGAGACCAUGGACGCGGCGCCGCCCGUUCAUCCUAGAGUUGUGAGGAGGAUCGUCGAGCGCGAUCUUGGCGUGAGGAUCGCGGACGCCUUCGAUGAAUGGGACGACGAACCGGUGGCGACGGCGUCGGUCGCGCAAGUUCAUAGGGCUUCAGUGGAUGGGACUCCGGUGGCGGUCAAGGUCGGGCUCGGCCGACGACGGCAAUUUAGUAAAGACGUCGACGCGAUGUACCGCCAGGCUGUAUUACUGAAAGCCCUCAAGAUGGACGCCGGGCUAGAUUUGCCGUCGGUCGUCGCCGCCUACCGCGAGCUCGUGAAGGAUGAGUUCGAUUUUAGGAUAGAGCUCUCGAAGCUGGACAGGUUCUCGCAACUCAUUCAAAAAGAUUUCCGCAAUUUUAUCACGACGCCGGCGCCGGUCCGCCAUUUGUGUAGUGAGAGGGUCCUCACGUGCGAAUGGCUCGCGGGCCCGCAGUUAUUAGAUGUGUUUCGCGAGUCGACGGCCGCGCUGCCGCGCCCCCAAGCGAAAAGAUUCGGCUCCUGGCGCCGCCUCUACGCUACUUUACAUAAGUGCUGGGGCGCGCAGAUUUUUCGCCAAGGCGAGUUCCACACGGACCCGCACCCGGGCAACGUCGUACUUUUGGAGGACGGCCGCGUCGGCCUGCUCGACUGGGGCCAGACGAAGGUCCUCCCCCCAGACAAGGUCGAUUCUUGUGCGGAGUGCGUCGUCUGCAUGGCGCGCGGCGACGCCGAGGGGCUCGCGCGGACCAUCGAGGCCUCGGGCAUCGCCGAGCUCGAGAAUCCUUCCGUGGCGCUCUGGGCGUUGAUCUCGUACACGUAUUUUGAUACGCGGUGGACGCCGCUCGCCGGCGUCAACUUAUAUGAUGUGGACCGCUCGUUACUCGCGAGGGACGGCUUCCGGCGGAACAGCCCGGUCGAAGCCUGCGUAGAAAUGAACGUCGCGUCGAUGGCGUGGGGCGCUGAAGUUUGAUGUCCACGCAGGAGGCCUUUCCCCUCAUCCGCAUCGCAUUUCUAUUUAGAGGCGCGCAGGCGCGGUGCGGCGUCUUCGACUUAUCCUUGGUCGACGCCUGGCUGCCCGACGCGUUGCGGCGCCUCGGGCGGCCGGUGCGGUUCUCUCACUUAGUAUCGCGGUGCCGCGCGGCGACGCGGUGGUACGUGCACGCGCUCGCUAAAAAACUCCCGCCGCGGCUCGUCCGGGUCUUCGGGGGCCGGACGGCGUCGAAGCUGUGGCUCGCGCAGCGGGCUUGAUAUUAUUGUUGUCUAAGUUACUGGUCUGUGAAU